This is a messenger RNA of Vitis riparia (riverbank grape), 839 nucleotides long. Its product is annotated as eukaryotic translation initiation factor 5A-like. Gene Ontology annotation, biological process: positive regulation of translational termination; positive regulation of translational elongation. The record is from RefSeq and is a predicted model, not a curated record. The transcript has 5 exons. Lineage: Eukaryota; Viridiplantae; Streptophyta; Magnoliopsida; Vitales; Vitaceae. Gene Ontology annotation, molecular function: RNA binding; ribosome binding; translation elongation factor activity. Bases 60 to 542 code for a protein of 160 amino acids.
CAUCUUUAUCCUCGAGCUUAGGGUUUGAAUUGAGAGAUAAAGAGAAAGAAAGAGAAAGCAUGUCGGAUGAAGAGCACCACUUCGAGUCCAAGGCUGACGCCGGUGCCUCCAAAACCUACCCUCAACAAGCUGGCGCCAUCCGCAAGAACGGCUACAUCGUCAUAAAGGCUCGUCCCUGCAAGGUGGUGGAAGUUUCUACCUCCAAAACAGGGAAGCAUGGACAUGCCAAGUGUCACUUUGUGGGGAUAGAUAUAUUCAAUGGCAAAAAACUCGAAGAUAUUGUCCCAUCAUCCCACAAUUGUGAUGUUCCACAUGUUACCCGAACUGACUAUCAGCUGAUUGAUAUUUCUGAAGAUGGAUUUGUGAGUCUUUUAACUGAUAGCGGUGGUACGAAGGAUGAUUUGAGGCUUCCCACUGAUGAGAAUCUGCUUACCCAGAUUAAGGAUGGAUUUGCUGAAGGAAAGGACCUUGUUGUGACGGUCAUGACGGCCAUGGGAGAAGAGCAGAUCUGUGCACUCAAGGACAUUGGCCCCAAGAACUAAGUUUUAAGAGUUUCACUCAUUGAAAGGCCUUAACAUCCAUAGACUGAGCUCUCCAUCAAACAAGUAUCUCUGGUGCCGUAAGUUGCAUUAUUGACAGUUAUGGAUAUGAACCCCCACCCCCAUAAUCAUGGCUUUUGGAAAAGAUUUGGUUGGGUUUAAACAUAAUUAAGAUAUGUUGACAUGGUGUUAUAAGACAUUUCUGGAUUUUCUGGAUAUAAAUGCUUCUGAUACUUGGGUUUGUUUUCUGAAACUGGGAUUGAAAUAAUUAGUUUCUGAACAGAUUUUGUUUUACCCUUA